Messenger RNA from Amoebophrya sp. A120, 319 nucleotides. The record is from the annotation of a GenBank genome assembly. Lineage: Eukaryota; Dinophyceae; Syndiniales; Amoebophryaceae.
AGAAAGGAGACUGACUGAUUAUUACUCCUUUUCUGUCAAUCUAAAUCGCGAUUUUCAAUCCUCUGUGUUGCUGUUCGCACGAACCGAACUGUUGCUUUUGAUCCAUCUUCGCCACGGUCGCUCUUCUAAAGCGUGCAUGGAUGUGCUUUGCAAGAGAGGUGGUCUCGGCACCGAUGGUGUGUUUCGCAAGAGAGGUGGUCUACUACGUUCGACACCAUCUCAGAUCGUAGCAACAACGAUGGAAAGCCUAGUGCUACAAUGCUACGCACAACGACCGGAACACUCUUCUCUGUGAAGGCAACAUGAUCCGCAGCGUUUU